AUGUCGUCAACAUCGGCUGCUGCAGCUUCUUCUUCAUCCUCAACGGCGUCGUCUCAAUUCACCUACACUACCGGCACGUACUUUCCGACUCCGUUUCACCUACAACAGCCGCAAACCUAUGUGGCUGCUGCCCCUGCCGCUUCAAUUCUGCAAUUUCCUGCUCUUCCUCCUGCGGUUCCCCACGUUUAUCCUGCUCCCGCUACAGUCCCUACCGUGUCUCGUAAGGCAGCAGGGCAGGCAUGGGAGGAUCCUACACUUGCAGAUUGGCCAGAGAAUGAUUCUCGUUUGUUCUGUGGUGAUCUUGGUAAUGAGGUGAAUGAUGAUGUUCUAUCCAAAGCAUUUUCAAGAUUUCCAUCUUUUAACAUGGCCAGGGCACCAGUUAGUGAUUGGGAGUACAAUGCUACGCUCCCCAAAACUGCUUCAAUGAUUGAUUUGGCUUCAAAAAUAAUGAUGACUUGUUUAGCACUGACUUAAGUGAGGACCAGCUGAGGCAGAGACUUGGACACAUGUCCCACACACCUUGUCAAGAUUGGCACUAACCUCUACUAAAGCAUAGCCGGACUGCUCCACCUAGAGAUGGCUGAAGGAAGUGGAAAUGAGGAGACAACUCUUGAGCAUACAUCAACAUGGGCAGUGGUAGUUGUUUGUUUCAUCUUGAUGAGCCCAAACAAUGUACUAUAUAUAUACUAUACCUCUCGCGGAUCGUUGCUAAUAUUGUACAAUUACGUUACCUGACUUUUAGCAUUUCUUUCAACUUGUUAGGGAUGAGAGUCUUUUUGUUUGUGCACAAGAAAUUCUUUCAAGUUAUUGUAAAUGAGAAUCUUUCGGUACUUUAUUGGGAUUUUAGUA
Coffea arabica (coffee) is the source of this 849-nucleotide messenger RNA. Lineage: Eukaryota; Viridiplantae; Streptophyta; Magnoliopsida; Gentianales; Rubiaceae. The record is from RefSeq and is a predicted model, not a curated record.